AUGUCAAAUGGCUAUUCGCAUUCGAUAGCUACCGACAAUUUCGGGGCUGACGUCGAUGAGACAACGAAGAGCGAAAACAGCCCAUCCGAACCCAUCGAGUCCCAGCCUGUCUCCGAGUCCUCCCCCGAGCCCGAUGCCGCAGACGAUCUAUACGAUGCAGACUCUCCAGCUUCGGACGGGGAAGAUGAAGAUGUUGUUAUGGAAAAUAGUGAUGAUGACAUGGACCAGUCGAGCCGUGAAAACUCUUCAUCACCACACGCCGACCGAAGUCUGAAGCGCAAAUCGCCGCCGCCGGAUGAACGCGACUAUAUCAACCAAAAUGCCGAUCUGUUUGGACUUCGUCGCAGUGGUCGCGCACGACCGACACGUCAUAUCGUCGAGUCUUCAGACUCGGAAUCCGAUUCUGUAGCUCCGCGCUCCAAGCGCCGGCGCAAGGAGCCAUCCCAGCAGCCCUCAAAAACCUCGCGAUCGGCCACUGCCUCAUCGCUGUCAGAGACAGAUAGUGAUGAGUACGGUGGAAAAAGUGCCCGUGCCAGCAAAGCCCGGCGUCGCCGCCUCAACCAAGCGGCAGGCGUAGAACCUUCCUUCAAUGAAGUUCGCUUCUCUACCAGAAACGCGUCGAAAGUGUCAAACUACAAUGAGGACGAAGAUGACGGAAUAUUUGAAGAGGAGCCAGGCGAACAUGCAGAUGGGUACUGGGCUCAAACUUAUGAAGAAGACACUCGACAGGCUGUCGAUGUCGUCCUCAAUCACCGUCUAAAAGAUGACGUCGACCCCAACAGUCCAAACAAGGACCGCCAAGACUUUGAUUUCUACAUCAAAUGGCAAGAUCAGUCAUACUAUCAUUCAAGUUGGGUGCCGAAUGAAGAUCUUGUGAACUACCGUAGCACCCGUCGCGUGGACAACUAUGUUCGCAAAGUGCUGAAUGAAGACCUCCGGCUUCAAGAAGACCCAGAUGCCCCUCCUGAAGACCGAGAAAAGUGGAACCUCGAUCGCGAGAGGGAUGUCGAGGCGAUUGAAGAUUUCAAACAAGUUGAACGAGUGAUUGGCGUUCGAGAAGACAAUGGCAUAACAGAAUAUCUUGUCAAAUGGAAGCGACUCUUUUACGACUCGUGUACAUGGGAGCCAGAAGAUCUCAUCAGCGAGAUCGCUCAGCGCGAGAUCGACCGUUUCAUUGAUCGCUCUGCUCGCCAUCCUGUUUCUGACAAACUGGAGUCAAACCCGGCUACUCGCAAGCCUUUUGAGCCAAUCAAAGCAUCCCCUAGCUUUUUGCAAAAUGGUGAGCUGAAGGAUUUCCAGGUCAAAGGCCUGAACUUCCUUGCUUUCAAUUGGGUCAGAAACCAUAAUGUGGUGCUGGCUGAUGAGAUGGGCUUGGGUAAGACUGUGCAAACAGUGUCAUUCAUCAACUGGAUGCGACAUGUUCGUCGACAACAAGGUCCCUUCAUCGUCAUUGUUCCUUUGUCAACAAUGCCGGCAUGGGCUGAUACCUUUGAUCAUUGGACCCCUGACUUGAAUUAUGUGGUCUACAAUGGUAGUGAAAAGGCGCGUGAUGUUCUUCGUGAUUACGAGUUGAUGGUAGAUGGCAACCCCAAACGACCGAAGUUCCAUGUUUUGUUAACAACGUAUGAGUACGCUAUGAAUGAUUCUCCCUUCCUAGGGCAGUUCAAGUGGCAGUUCAUGGCUGUUGAUGAGGCUCAUCGUCUCAAGAACCGAGACUCACAACUCUACAUGAAAUUGGUUGAAUGGAAAUGCCAGGCUCGUCUUCUCAUCACCGGUACACCAAUUCAAAACAAUCUUGCGGAGUUGGCAUCCCUCAUGGACUUCCUGAAUCCUGGUAUCAUCAAAGUUGAUGUUGAUAUGGAUCUUAACUCUGACGCUGCCUCCCAGAAGUUGGCAGAGCUGACAGAUGCCAUUCAACCUUACAUGUUGCGACGUACCAAGUCUAAGGUGGAGACUGACCUUCCCCCGAAAACUGAGAAGAUCAUUCGAGUUGAGCUCUCGGAUGUUCAGCUCGAGUAUUACAAGAACAUCCUCACCAAAAACUACGCUGCUUUGAACGACGGUGCCAAAGGCAUGAAGCAAUCACUCCUGAAUAUCAUGAUGGAAUUGAAAAAGGCAAGCAACCAUCCGUUCAUGUUCCCCAAUGCCGAGGCGAGAAUUUUAGAAGGAAGUUCAAGACGAGAGGAUAUUCUGCGUGCUAUGAUCACUAGCAGUGGAAAGAUGAUGCUGCUAGAUCAACUGCUCAGCAAGUUGAAAAGAGAUGGCCACAGAGUCCUGAUUUUCUGUCAAAUGGUCGGGAUGCUCAACAUCCUUAGCGAGUACAUGGAGUACCGUAACUACAAAUACCAGCGACUGGAUGGAACUAUUCCUUCUGCAGCUCGUCGCCUGGCUAUUGAGCAUUACAACACUCCCGGAAGUACCGACUUUGCCUUUCUCCUUUCUACUCGUGCAGGUGGUCUUGGAAUCAACCUGAUGACUGCAGAUACCGUUGUUCUAUUCGAUUCGGAUUGGAACCCGCAAGCGGAUCUGCAGGCCAUGGCUCGAGCUCAUAGAAUUGGCCAGACCAGGCCCGUCAGUGUUUACCGCCUUGUUUCAAAGGACACGAUUGAGGAAGAGGUCAUUGAGAGGGCUCGCAACAAGCUUCUGCUCGAGUUCAUUACCAUUCAACGGGGUGUCACAGAUAAGGAAGCCUCGGAGAUGCAAACAAAGAUGUCUCGUGUCAUUGGAGAACCUAAUUCGACCGAGGAUAUCUCCCGAAUUCUCAAGCGCCGUGGUCAGAAAAUGUUUGAGCAGACCGACAACCAAAAGAAGCUUGAAUCCCUCGAUAUUGACUCUGUUCUUGCCAAUGCUGAAUUGCACCAGACCGAAGAAUCGGAGCAAAUACAGGCAGAUGGUGGUGAGGAAUUCUUGAAGGCCUUUGAUUUUGUUGAUAUCAAGGUCGACGAUUUGAGUUGGGAUGAGAUCAUUCCGAAGGAUCAUCUCGACAGUAUCAAAGCCGAAGAGAAGAGGAAAGCAGAUGAGAAGUAUCUUGCAGAAGUCAUUGAAGAAAAUCAGCCUCGCAAACGUCAAGCUGCCACACAGUCACGCGAUUCGCGGGAAGAACGCAAGGCCAAGCGACAAGCACGAGCUCAGGUUGCCGUUGAUGAUGACGAUGAGGAAGAGAAUGCCUCAUUGGAUCCAAAGCGCCCACUCGGUGAAAAGGAAUACCGGGCCCUUUCUCGUGCCUUCCUGCGAUACGGUGACAUGGCCGAUUGCGAAGAUCUUAUCCUCGAGGAUGCUCGACUGCAGACUCGAGACCGGGAGACUGUACGGGCUGCUCUCCGUGAGAUGACCGAUAAGGCCAACUCGCUUGUUGAUGAAAACUUAGCGCAAAUGGACGCCCUCAAGCAAAGUGGCAAGAAUCCCACCAAAAAAGAACAAAAGGCUGUUUUAUUUGAUCAUCAUGGCGUCAAGCGCUUGAAUGCCUGGACCAUUGUCGAUAGACCUCCUGAUAUGCGGCUUGUUCGAAAAAUGACCACUUUGGGUCCGGACUUCAAGACCUUCCGUCUCGCAGAGGCCACUAAGUUGGCUGACUACACCUGCGAGUGGGGCGCUCGCGAGGACGGAAUGCUUUUGGUAGGUAUCGGCCGUCAUGGAUUUGGCGCUUGGACACAGAUUCGUGAUGAUACAGACUUAGGUCUCGGAGACAAGUUUUUCUUGGAGGAACAUCGCGUGGAAAGAAAAACGCAACGUCUCCAGGGUGAGGAAAAGUCCACCAAGUCCCCCGGUGCUGUUCACCUUGUCCGCCGAGCGGAAUAUUUGCUUUCUGUUUUGAGAAACAAAUACAGCAGUGGCAACAAUGCCCUCGCAAGACGUGCGGUAGAUAAUCACCACCGGAAUAACAAGCGUAAUUCCCGCCUUGGCAGUGGCAGCGUCUCGGCGUCCCCUGCUCCCUCGUCCCGCAAAGGACACCGGGAAGUCGAUCGUGUUCGCCAGCGAUCCCACACGCAUGGCAGCCGAGAUAGUGACCGUCAUCACACACCAGGUCAUGAUCGCCCGAAGUCCGGGCAUGAUGCUAAUCGUCCACGACACCGCAUGUCCGAUGUUGGUAAUGACGAUAAUCGCCGUCGCAAGUCCCAAGAAAACGGCGGCCCUAGCAAGGAGAAAGAAGAUAUGGCUUUCAUGGUCUUCAAACCCAUUGUGGGAAUUUUGGACAACGUAUCCAAGAUCACGGCUAAGAACUAUCCGGACAAAUCCAAGCGAGCGCAUGAGCUCCGAACUACUAUCAUGAAGAUCGGUGAUUUCAUUCGCGAAACCUUGGGACGUGAUAAAUCGAUGGCCUCCCUCGAAAAGCGACUGUGGGAUUACGUAUCUGUCAACUACUGGCCCAACCAGGAGGUGACUGGUUCCAAGCUUCAAGCGAUGUUCCAGAAGGUACAAGAAGCUAAAAAUGCUUCCAAAGCCUCCAAUGGCACUUAG
Penicillium verhagenii is the source of this 4458-nucleotide messenger RNA. RefSeq names its product chromatin-remodeling ATPase CHD1. The coding region runs from base 1 to 4458 and encodes 1485 amino acids. Gene Ontology annotation, molecular function: DNA binding; ATP-dependent chromatin remodeler activity; histone binding. Gene Ontology annotation, cellular component: chromatin; nucleus. The transcript is spliced from 2 exons. Gene Ontology annotation, biological process: nucleosome organization; regulation of transcription by RNA polymerase II. NCBI's taxonomy places the organism in Eukaryota, Fungi, Ascomycota, Eurotiomycetes, Eurotiales, Aspergillaceae. The record is from RefSeq and is a predicted model, not a curated record.